Molecule: messenger RNA, 5208 nt
Organism: Xiphophorus maculatus (southern platyfish)
Lineage: Eukaryota; Metazoa; Chordata; Actinopteri; Cyprinodontiformes; Poeciliidae
Gene: fam222aa
Product: family with sequence similarity 222 member A
Exons: 3
Coding region: 968-2521 (517 amino acids)
Source: RefSeq, a predicted model, not a curated record
AGGGCAGGACCGCGUCCCCGGAGCUGCCUCAAGCAGCUAGCUCUUUAUUCAGACGGAGCAGUUUCUAUAUUUGGUUUAAACGCCAAAGAGAGGCUGGUUGAGUUUCGCCACUGAGGUUGCUCCAAGACCGCACGUGGAAAUCUGCGUCUGAAUCCGGAGGAAACGCAUCCAAGAAAGAGAAACCUGCCGACCCCCUCAGCGAAAGUGACGGACGGAGCAGAGCCUGAUCGCCGGGAUUUUUAUUUAUUUAUUUUUUUGCAUCAGUUUAGGAUAUUCCAGGCUGCUGCUUUGGCCCUGCCUGGAUUUCAUUCAGGGUAUAUCAACACAAAAAUUGCCUGAAUCAUAUUCCUAAACAUUUACGUUUGCAAUCUACAUUUUUUAAAAAAAAAAUUGUCUAUAAGAAGGAGACGGACCCGUGCGUAAUAACAGCGCUGGAUUUUUGGAAUACUGCGUAAAACAGUCCAGUUUUUCAUUGUUUGGAAGUAUCCUCAAGCGACAGAAAAGAGCGAGUGUUUCUUUUCACUUUGCUUUCAGAGGUUAAGCGCUGAAAAACGAGAAGCGCUUCUCGGUGCGCAAUCCUUCCGAGGACGCUUCUGAGAGACUCCGCCGACCUGCGCUCUUAACCUCCACAUUCUAUCGGCAGCCAAGUCGAGCUGAUAAAAGAGAGGGAAAAAAACAGAGGGCGAAGCUUAUUAACUUUGCAUGCUCAAGGCGAGAUUGUGGAAUCUUUAAUUUUUGCAUACCACUGGAAGACGAGGAUAAACUUAAUCAGCAUUGAAUCUUUGCAGAGAAGCAGCAGCGGCAGCUGGAUUUCUGGGGGGGAAAGCGGAAUGAAUCCUUUUUAAUUUGGCCCAAAGAAGAAUGAGGCAGAUUGCUUAACGAUUGCAUGGAGUUCUAGUCUGUAAUAAGGAACAAUUUAUGGUUGUCCGCAGAACUCCCCCGGUCGUAAUACUGUGCCCACCUCGCCAUGCUGGCCUGUCUGCAGAGGAGGCAGAACCCGCCGCCCCAGCACCCGGUGUGUGCCAGCAAGACCUUGGAGCCGCCGCAAGUCCUCGGACGGAAAUGUGACCUGGUGGUACCUUCACCUUCCUCACGGUACCCUACAGCAGCAGAACUCGAUGCUUAUGCUCAGAAGACGGCGAACAGCCCACUGUCCAUCAAGAUUUUCCCCACCAACAUCAGGGUUCCCCAGCACAAGCACCUUAACCGGACUGUGAACGGAUAUGAUACCACAGGGCAGCGCUACAGCCCUUACCCCCAUUUCCACACAGGAGGGUUCCAGGGUCUCCUUGCCAUUGUCAAGUCCUCAUCAUCGUCAUCCACCUUUGGUCAUUCCAAAGGUGUUCUCAAGAACUCAGAAGGCAGACGGACUAAGCUCUCUCCAGCUCACAUAGCUGUGGCCCCGUAUCCACCCCCUAAUAGUAGCACUUUAGCCAGCAGUCAUGGCCAAAUGGUAUACCACUCUGGGCCCUCAAAGCCUCCAGAAGGCUCUGGACAUUCAGUACCCCCAAAUGUCACUGUGGCUGGCUCUGUGAUUCCUGUAACCGGGGGCCGAGGCCUGUCCCUGCCUGCACAGUCUAAUCUCCCCUCCAUUCAGAGUAUCAUCUAUCAGAUCAACCAACAUUGCCAGGCUCAGGCCCUGCAGCAGGUGUGUCACGGGGCUUCCACUGCACCAACAAAUUCCAGCCCCUCCAAGCAGGUCACAGCAGUCAUGGGGGUCGGUUCGAGCUCCUCAGGUGGAGGCUAUGUCGUAGGAAUGGGUCCCCAGGCUAACAUGGUGUACACGGGAUCAGGGCUGCCAGCGCAAAGUGCAGAAGUAAUGAAGAGCGGCGUGUACGCGGAGGGUAUGGACUACAUCCUGUGGCAGAAACAACAACAGCAACAGCACCAACAGCAGCAACAACAGCAGGCCGUCCUCCGCAUGUACAGUGGAGGCAGCGGAGGAGGGGGCGCCAUCAGCAAGUCCCCCGAAACCUGUAUUCCAGGUGGGGGAAUCAUGGCGGCCCAGGUGUCCUCCUCCUCCUCUUCCAGACCUUACCACCUGACAGCGAGUGCCAGCGGCGGGGGUGGGCUUGACAAAGUCAGCUCUUCCCCUUUGAACUGUGUGGGCAUGCACGGGAAUUUCUCAGUGGGUCAGUACUUUGCACCACCGUGGAACAGUGUGCUGGUGACGCCCGACAGUGACUGCUACAACCCCCAGGAGCUGCUGGGCACCUCCACGGGAGGUCCGGCGACGGGCCACAGAGAAAUGGGCUAUCCUCACCACCAUCACCACUACCAUCAUCACCACCACCACCCUGCCGUUGACAGCGGUGGGGGUCUGUGCUGCAGCCUGCCCAGCAAGAGCCUGUGCAACACCUCAGUGCUGAGCAGCAGCCUGCAGUCUCUGGAGUAUCUGAUCAACGACAUCCACCCUCCCUGCAUCAAGGAGCAGAUGCUCGGCAAAGGCUACGAGACUGUGUCGGUGCCGCGGCUGUUGGACCACCAGCAUGCACACAUCCGCCUUCCUGUUUACAGAUAAAACGGACGGGUGGGAGGGAGAAGAGGAGGAAAUUAAUCAAGAAUUGUGAAUUUAUGAAGAAAAUCAAGACAGAGAUGCUAUGGGACUGUUGUGAGUGCCACAGCUUUAACGAUCGUGGCAUCUUAGAGAAGAGCAGUUGCUGUGCUGUGUAACCGUAGAUUUUCUGGUUUUAAAGCAGGCUGUGGGGGAUCCCUAACACAAGAGGUAGUAGUUACUGCCAGCGGGAUGGAAAAGGGAUUCCUAGAUUCUCCUGAUGUUCCAUUGUGUGGUUUGCCAAUAGGAUUUUUGGAUUAAUAAUUUUUUUUUUUUUGCUUUGUUGUUUUAUCUUCUUAAACAGUUUUUUUUUUUUAAUGAGAAUCAUAGCUUGACAUGAAGUGCAUACGCCACUUGUAUCUCCUCUCCAAAUACUAAGGAUGAAGCUACUGUGUAGGUUGUCACUGAAAUGGUCUUAAAGGGCCAGCGCUUAGGGCUGCUUUUAAAACCCAAAAGUCAGUAACAGUACAUACGUACAGAAAUGUGCUGAAAAAACCAGAAGAUUACUAGCAGUUCUAGGGUGUUCUUAUAAAAAGGAUCACAAGGUUGAAUCUAAAAGGGUAGUACAAUAUUAGUUAUUGUUGCUGUUAUAAUUGAUAAAUUAAUUGCACUGCUUGAAUUUUGUUAACUUUGAAGUUUGGAAUUGGGUAGUUUGGAUAUGAUAUAUUUAAGAAACUUGAAAAACUUGAACCUAUUUUUUGUUGUUUGAUAUAUUUGUAGGUAUAUUAUAUGUAUUGGCUGCUACAAGGAAAAGUGUCUCAACUGUUUUUUUUUUUUUAUCUUAUUCUAUUGUUUUCCUUUUUUCGUCACUAUGAUUUAAAAUUUCCUCCUUAAGCUGACGUGCAGUCUCUUAUGUUCUGACGUGAGACAGAGUUGCUGCUUUGGUUCUGUAAGAACCUGAACGGAGAGCUCUUUUUUUUUUCCUAACCAACACUGGAACCGACAAUAAAUUUCAAAAUACUUAUUUAAAAGAAAAAAUGUUGCAAAAAAUACGAAAAACAAAAAGAAAUGUUACAGUGAGGAAUGUGACUGGGAGGGAACAGAGAUAACUUUAUGUGUACGGCAGCUUGUAAAGGUGACGUUUGACAUUUUCGCUUUUCUUCACUGUUCGACCCCAAAUCUCAUAGGUUUUAUUUUGAUUCAUGAUUCAGAUCAAAACAAAGUUGUACCUAAUUGGGAACUGAUUUUACUUUUUUUUUUAUUACAAAGAAAUGACACUUAUUCUGUCCGUGUAGAAGAAAAGCAUACCUAUAUGAUGAAGCUGCCACCACAAGAGCAUGUUUACUGUGUCCCAUACACAGCUUCUGGCAAACUGCAGAUGAGAUCUAUUUUUUUUUUCAGCAAAGGGUUUCUUCUCAUUACCCUUACUCAGAGUUUGUGGAGCACAUGUCUAAUAAUUGUCUUGUUACCAGAUUUUGAUCUCCACCGCUCCUCCAGAGUUAACAUUGAUCUCUUGGCUGUUUUAUUUUAUUAAUGCUCAGUCCUCUGUGGCUCUUUCCAAAUGAAGAAUAUUUUUUUUAUAAUCUAAAUUUCCCAUCACUCAUUCUUUGACCUAUCUGCUUUAUUCUUGGUCUUCAUGUUUGUGUUCAAAUGUUCUCAAAAAACUCAUUUAUGAGGUCUUGAGCAGAUGACUGACAUGGAAUUAAACACAAGAGGCUCAAAAAUAUUUUAUCUUUUUACGUCACAAUCAUGCACUACUUUGUGUUGAUCUAUCACAUAAAAUCUCAAUAAAACGCCUUGAAAUUUGUGUUUGUAACACGAAAAAUGGUUUUAAUGUUAAAGGGAAUACCUUUACAAGGCGCUGUAUGUUGAAGCGUGUAUGCGGCAGAGUGCAUGUGUGUUUGUACCUUCUUAGUUUGCGUUCUUCAAAAUCCUCAGACUUUUUUUUAUUUUAUUGUGUGAUUACCAGACUUUUCCAGCGAGACUGACCGACUGAUUCAGCAGUCCCAUAAACAUUAUGACAAACAUUAUGACUGAGUUAUGUACAGGAGAUAACUUGCUUCUUUUUAUUGGAGGCUUUAGAUUUUCUGUGCAGGUGGAGUCAUUUGACUCCUUUAUUGCUGCACUUACAGCAGCUGUGAAAACAAAUUAGAUCGUGCUUUUGGGGUACUUUAUUGUUGCAAACGAGUACAAAACGAAAACAAUCAUGCCCUGUCUUUUUCUCUUUGUUACCCAUUUCAGCUACGGGUGGGCGUGCAGUUGGCCCAGGCCAGUCUUAACUUUGAUGAUUCAGAGCAGUGAAAUAUUCAUUGUGACUCUGAGAUUUCCCCGAAUGUACUGCACUUAAAUUACCACAAUAUGUUGUUGCCUUGUGGGACCCGAGCGGGUGAGAAAAAUUGUAUCAGUGCAGCGGCUCUCUGGUCUUAAAUUAGCAUUUCUUUUGUCAGUCAAAUUUCAGCGGCAAAUUGAAUUUAUUAACUGGACAGAAUGAGAGAACGGGGAGCUUUGUUGUGGAGAAAUACUGGCAUCGGUCUAGAUUUAUGAAGUGCAAUUAUAAUGACUGUAUUAACAUUUUUUUCUCUGAGCUUACACCAAAAAAAAAUGUAAUCUACAGUUUUCAAUACAUUCCCAAUGUACCACAUCCCCAAUCUUUAUCUCUGGUUUCUUUGUUUUGAUUUGUUCUAAGGUGUAAAAUAAAUUCCUUUAAGAAUAUA